Messenger RNA from Plasmodium gonderi, 633 nucleotides. Its product is annotated as PPPDE peptidase. Lineage: Eukaryota; Apicomplexa; Aconoidasida; Haemosporida; Plasmodiidae. The transcript has 8 exons. Gene Ontology annotation, biological process: protein deubiquitination. The record is from RefSeq and is a predicted model, not a curated record. Bases 1 to 633 code for a protein of 210 amino acids. Gene Ontology annotation, molecular function: deubiquitinase activity.
AUGAAGAAAAAAAAUCGUUCGAAGGCAAGAGAAUGUGCAAAGAAAGAAGACAAAAACACCUUACGUGGACAUUAUGAAAAGAAAGAUUCUGUUGAAAUCCCUGAACCCGAUUUUAAUUCCAGUAUGGUCUACUUAAACAUAUAUGACUUAGAUGCUGUUUCAAAGGUUGUUAACACAGUGGCCAGAUCCAUGGGAGCGGGUGCUUUUCACGCAGGUGUUGAAGUGUACGGGUAUGAGUAUUCAUUCGGUUAUAUAGUAGACGGAGAAACGGGAGUAACCAAAACGAGUGCCCGCUACCACCCCUACCACGUAUAUCGUGAGAGCAUUCCUAUGGUAUUUUAUAUUUUACUGCAGGGUAAAGAACAUUUCAAAACUCAUACAUUAGAUAUUCAUACAUAUGAUAUAUUGUCACGGAAUUGUCUUAACUAUGCAGACUAUUUCUGCAAUUUAUUAGAUGUUGGCAGUAUACCCGAAUGGGUCAUGAGUUUACAAAAAAAAGUUACAUGGGUGAAGUCAAACAUAAAUGUUGCUGCGUCCAAAUUGAAGGAAUUGAACAAAGCUGCAGGAAUACCAACUGUCAUAAAUUUUAUAAAGAAAAAAUACAACGAAAAUGGUGGUGAUUAUCAAGGGUAA